This is a messenger RNA of Grus americana (Whooping crane), 8374 nucleotides long. It is a transcript of the gene SNTG1, whose product is annotated as syntrophin gamma 1. Gene Ontology annotation, molecular function: protein binding; structural molecule activity. The transcript is spliced from 18 exons. The record is from RefSeq and is a predicted model, not a curated record. Lineage: Eukaryota; Metazoa; Chordata; Aves; Gruiformes; Gruidae. Bases 582 to 2135 code for a protein of 517 amino acids. Gene Ontology annotation, cellular component: intracellular anatomical structure; dystrophin-associated glycoprotein complex.
UGGCGUUACGGAGCGCCCCGGGAGCGGCGGGGGGGCGGGCGGGGGUCCCGGGCGGGGCCGGCAUCGCCGCGGCUGGCUGCGGCCGCGGUGGCGGCGGCGCGCCGCCUCGCCUCCCCUCGCCUCCCCUUGCCUCGGCUCGCCUCGCCUGGCCGCUCGCCGCCGCGGAGGGGCGGCGCUGCCUCCCCGCACUCCCCCGCCCGGCGCCCCCGCUCCGUCUCCGGGAAGGGCGCGGGGAGCCCCUCGCUCCCUCUCGGCGCGGCGGCGGAGUUUGAGCCGGCGGCGGCGGCGGCUUGGGUGCGAUGCCCUGUCGUUAGCCGGCGGCCCGCCCCCGAGGUAUCGCCGGCGGGAAGGGGCGCGCGUUGCCGGGGCUGUGGCUGGCACCAUGGGCACCGGGCUGGGGGGCGCAGCGGCCGGGCUCUCUGCGCGCUCCGGCUGAGCCCGGAGAUGUGCCGGCGCCCUGUGGAAAUAUUUUGGAAAUAGCGCGGAGCGGAGGACGAGCGGCACAGCGUUUCACCAGCUGAGAGGAGGUCGCCCGGCGGUGGUGUAUAGGCAAACAAAUAUCACUUGCUGUGUCAUAGCACAUGGAUUUCAGGACCACCUGUGAAGAGACAAAGACAGGGAUUUGUUUGCUGCAGGAUGGUAACCAGGAGCCUUUCAAAGUACGACUGCACUUAGCCAAAGAUAUUUUGAUGAUCCAGGAGCAGGAUGUGAUCUGUGUGUCUGGUGAGCCUUUCUAUUCUGGUGAAAGAACGGUAACAAUUAGAAGACAGACUGUAGGAGGAUUUGGAUUAAGUAUAAAGGGUGGAGCAGAACAUAAUAUUCCAGUGGUCAUUUCUAAGAUUUCCAAAGAACAAAGAGCGGAACUUUCAGGUUUGCUCUUUAUAGGAGAUGCAAUUCUACAGAUUAAUGGAAUUAAUGUGAGAAAAUGCAGGCAUGAAGAAGUGGUUCAGGUCCUUCGCAAUGCAGGGGAAGAAGUGACCCUAACUGUGUCCUUUCUGAAAAGAGCACCUGCUUUUCUCAAACUACCGCUGAAUGAAGAUUGCGCAUGUGCCCCCAGUGACCAAAGCAGUGGCACAUCCUCUCCCCUCUGUGACAGUGGUUUGCAUCUCAACUACCAUCCCAACAACACCGAUACAUUGUCAUGUUCCUCAUGGCCAGCAUCCCCAGGACUUAGGUGGGAAAAAAGAUGGUGUGAUCUCCGAUUAAUUCCACUUCUUCAUUCACGGUUCUCCCAGUACCUUCCAGGAUCAGAUUUGUGCAGGCAAAAUGCGUUCCAAGUAAUUGCUGUGGAUGGGGUUUGCAGUGGAAUAAUUCAGUGUCUAUCGGCUGAAGACUGUAUUGACUGGCUACAAGCAAUAGCAAGUAACAUUUCCAACCUCACAAAGCACAAUAUAAAAAAAAUCAACAGGAAUUUUCCCGUAAACCAGCAGAUAGUCUACAUGGGCUGGACGGAAGAACGGGAACAAGACUCCCUUCAGGAUCGAAUGUACACACCAAAGUUUCUAGCACUGAGGGGAUCUUCCCUGUAUAAAUUUAUAGCACCUCCAGUCACAACCUGGGAUUGGACACGAGCUGAGAAAACAUUUUCUGUUUAUGAGAUAAUGUGCAAAAUUCUCAAGGACAGUGAUCUACUGGACCGACGGAAACACUGCUUCAGUGUCCAGUCUGAAUCUGGAGAAGAUCUUUACUUUUCUGUGGAACUAGAGUCUGACCUAACGCUAUGGGAAAAAGCCUUCCAAACAGCAACUUUUUUAGAAGUUGAACGGAUACAGUGCAAGACGUAUGCCUGUGUUUUGGAGAGUCAUCUUAUGGGACUUACCAUCGACUUUAGCAUGGGCUUUGUCUGUUUUGAUGCUGCCACAAAGGCUGUACUUUGGAGGUACAAGUUUUCCCAGCUCAAAGGUUCUUCAGAUGAUGGGAAGAGCAAAAUCAAAUUUUUGUUCCAAAACCAAGAUACUAAACAAAUUGAAGCAAAGGAGCUGGAGUUUUCCAACUUGUUUGCAGUCCUUCACUGUAUCCACUCAUUCUUUGCAGCCAAAGUGGCUUGUUUGGACCCUUUGUAUGUGGGCAGUCAAGCCACAGCUUCUGCAGUUCCCACAACUUCUGGUACUGGCAAAUUAAAGUAUACUACUUGACAUCUCACAUUGCAGCACUGCCACUUAACAACAAGACAUAACAAUGUAUAAAUAUUCAUAAGAUGUAGACCUUUGGUGAACCAUGUAUAUGGAAACCAACCUGGAGGCAAGACAUCUUGCAGCAUCAGCAGAUAAAUGGUCACGUGGGAUCAUAAAUUCAUCUCUGUUCUGCAAGACAUCAGUAAAUAAUCCUAGUCGAAACCCCAGAAUAGGAUGGAUAUGCUUUUAGUAUGAUCUAUUUGUACUUACAUAGUGCUUUAAGCAACACUGGAAGCAAAGGAAUAAAUGACGAAGCACUUCAGUAUUUAAUAAAAUUUUCAAAUUGCUGUAAUAAUACACAAAUAGAAUUGUCAUUUUCCUGUUUUCAGAUGUUUUUUAUGACAAUAUACUAAACUCUGAGUAUGAAAUUAAUACCCUAUCAUUAUAUUAUAAAUGACAUAAGAGCAAGCAACAAGCAUAUAGUACAUGGUGACAAGGAGAUAAGCAUGAAAAGGCAUUUGCGUAAGCAUCUCCUCAAAUAAGGAAGCACUUUAAGCACCGUUGUAAAUCCAUACUUGUGUCCAUACAUGGAGUCAUGCUACUUUUUCUAUUUUGAUCCUUUAGUCUAAAAAAACCAACAACGAAGAUAUAGCCAUAUCGGACUGAUAUGUUAAAAAAAAAAAAAAAAAGCCACAAAAAGCAAAACAGCUUCCCAUAAGUCCCUCUUCUUCAAGUAAAUAUAAUGUUAUAUUAAUUUAAUUUUAAACACAAAUUAAGUGCAAGUGCAUACUUCCUCCUUUUUUUUUUUUGAUCAAGAGUUAAAUUAUGUAAAUCUAAUAGUCUUUGUUCACAACACUUAGCUGUUGAAUUUGUUUCAGAGACAAUCUACCUAAUAUAUUGUUUCCAUGUUUAACCUUGAUUUCACAUCAUAAGUAGAACUUCAGUGCCACUCAGGCUCUCAACAAAAUAGACAUUCUACAUUAUGCUUGAAAAAUGAGUCCACCCUUUGAAUUCUUAAUAGUUUCUUUUUUUAUUAUAUAUUGUUAGUAAAAGACAGGAAUAAGUUAAAUAGCCUCUAAAGAAUAGAUGACAGAAUGCAUAAUGUCUUUGUAUGUUAAGAAUGUUACAUCAGUCUGGACCACAUACUAGUUCCAGAGUAUCAUUUAAUGAUGAAAUUUGAGGGAGUUGUGCAUUUAAAAUUAAUAACUUUAUUGAAAUAUAAUUUUUCAAAAUGUUUUAAUCUUGUGCUAUUACGCACAUCAGUGAAGAUGGAAAAAUGGUGAGAGCGUGUGUGGGAUAUAUCUGGAACAAUAGAAAAGGUGAGGGUUUUUUUUUUGCCAGACAGGAUAAGAGAACCUAAAAAACUGCAGAAAGAACAGUUAGUGCAGCUACAGUGUGUGCAUAACAUUUUAAAUAGUACUUUGUGGCUUUCUGUUUAUUAUAUUGAAAUCAAAACUAUCUUUUUUUUUUUCCCCACUUAGACUUGUUAUAGAAGCACGCAGCAGGUAAGGGUUAUGGACACAAUCUGCCUUGUUUAGCAGAAAGACUAAUUCUGUCACAUCCGUUUCUACGUAUUAAGAUAAUUAAAGCUUCAAAAGUGAAGCCAGAGGAAAGUUUUUUCAAAAUGGGAGCAAUUCAAAAUGCAAGGCAGGGACAAAAGAUAAAUGAAAUAUAGGGGCAAAUCGUGUCUCUGUUUUUUUGCUUUGCAUGAGAAAUAUUUGGAUUUAUGUGUGUGAGAGUAUCCUUGCCUUGAAGUAUAGCUGAUCUCACUUGAUAAUAGUUCCAAAUAAUCUGAAAAUAUAUUUUCUGAGGACUCUUUUAUCACUUUAAAAUGACUUUCAGUACAUGCUUACUUCUUAUUAGUACACCUCCAAGGGUUACCCAUUUAUUUUCCAUGCUAAAUACAACGGAAUGAUGUUGUAAUCCAGCUAUUAAAUGCUUUAAGUGUCAUCAACAUCCAACAUCUUCAUAGUCAUCCUUGUGUGUUUGUUUAUAUGAAUUGUCCCUAAAUAAGGAGGUCGCAUGUCUCUGAACGACACAUAAAACUACCAUGGGAUCUCGCAUUUGUCCCUGGGAGAGUACAAGCCCUGGAUGUUUUGAAUCCAAAGCUACGACAGUCUAAGGGGUUUAACGACGGUAACUCAGGCAUGGUCCUUGUCAAGAAAGCAUAUACUGGAAACACGAAUUUUGACAGAGCACUGACAACGCUGAAAACAGAAGCCCGAUAUCUCUUAAUGACAGUUCUCCUCCUCUGUGCUCCCGAAUCAUCUCCUUCCUUUUGGUGCGCUGCUGUGGCAUUCCGCUAUCACAGUGUUGGCAUGUGCUAACGCCUCAGUAAGUGCUCUGCUGCUAACAGCAGAAUCUAAAACUAAUCAGCUGCUAGCUGAAUGGUUUUCCUUCACCCGUUCGUGUUGUAUGCACAGUUGUACCACUGAAACUGAGAGUCGUUUAAGGGACGUUGUUUAAUGUCCUUAAAUGAACAUAACAUUUACCCAAACUAGCAGAAAGUAUGUCAUUGCAAAUUGCUGCAGAUUAAGGGACUCCAUGAUACGAAAGCCCUGAAAAAAAAAAUUUCAAAAGAAAAUGCUCCUCAUACAGAGCUGAGCUAAUGACAUGAACUUUUGGGACUCCACCAGGUUAUCCUGACAGAGAGAUCUCUGUUGAGUAUUCUGUUUGUAGAGCUGCUGUAUUCAUCAACAAGGCUUUUGCAACUGGGCGUUAAAUACACAACAUUUAAGAGACAACAUUAGUUUGUAAAUUGAUUUUGGUUAUUUGUUUUUCUAAGCCCCUAUAUUUUGAAGAGGCUAAACUGGUGGGGCUUAAUCAACACUUUUAUUUUCAUGAAGAUAAAAGUGAUGUUUUGAGAAUAUAAAAUACCAUAGGCUUGACUGCAAGUCAGUGUUGUUUUUUUAAAUGCAGCAAGGGUUUGUGCACUGAACUCACAGAAUAUUCAGAGGUGACUCUACAUCCUGGCUUGCCCUUUUAGAGCAAGUUGGUUAGAAAUUCAGCCUUGAACCAAAGAGGGAAAAUUUUAAACUCUGUGUUAUAACUAAUCCUGAAAUAGCAAAAUAUAAUUUGCAAACAUAUUUAAUGGUUUUGUAUUUCAUUUAAAUACCUACAGUAGAUUCCCAUUUAAAGGAUAGUGAACUUCAUACACACAUGUCGAAACCCAGGCUUUAUGUUGCAGCCUCUCGUUUCACACAUAAGAUAUAAUGAAUACAAGUAUUUUGUAAGUCAACACAGCCCACUGACAAUGAAAACACACAAUUGUAAUAAACUAUCAGCUUUUGCUAAAAAUCUGUAUGCAAGUGAAAGCCAGUAUUUCAACAAAAAAGAGCAAACCAACCAACCCAUAGCAUAAAAUGUAAUUUGUUCUCUUUAUGUCAUGAUAUUCUUAAAUAAGUUUAAUAAAAAAAUUCUUUAUAGUACUGUGCCUAUUGAAGUGUUGUUAUAUAGUAUACCAAAAAUAUGUACUCUUAAGUAUAGCUAGAUAUAUUUGGUUCAAUUUGCUUUGCUUUAUGAUGGAAAUUUUAGAUGAUCUGACCUUCACAGAACUAACCAUAUGCUAGGUUAUCACGUUAGCCUAAUUUUAUUAUGAAAGUGUUACUGAUUUGAAUACAUGCUAUUCUGGAUUUCAUCAGUGAAUGAAUGCAUUUCAUUUCCUACAUCUGUUUAAAAAUACAGUUCCAGAUUUUCAAGAGAGCUUUGCAUUCCAGCAUAAAGGCACCUUUGAAAUAAAAAUCAGGAUACUUUUAAAUGUUGGCCAUUUUAUUUUGUUAAUUAAGUGCAGCAAAAAGAUUGUGGAGACAAACUAGUUGUAAGUGGGUUAUUUUUUAAAAUGAGUAAUUUGAAGUUUUGUCUAUUCAAACUAGAAUUCACAAAAAUGCAAACCAAUAAUAUACAGUAUCAAUAUGCUUUGAGAUGAAAAUAAUGAAAAAUAUUCUUUUCCCAAUUAGUCCUUGAUUCCACAAAAAUAUUUUUAUUUACUUUGUGUGCAUAAACUUUAUCAGAACACAUCAAAGUGGACAGUUAAACACGAGUAGGUAGUUGUCAGUACUGCACCCUAUGACUUUAAAUGUGAUUUGCUUUAUUCCAUGCCUUAAGAUGUUUCUUACAUCAAACAAAAUAUUAAAAAAACUGAAGAUCUUGUGAAUGUACAGUUGCUGCCCUUAAAAAUUUAGCAGCAUUGCUGCAUAUUGUCUAAGUACCGUCAAGUAUUCCCUAUGCCAAAAAGAAAGACCAGUUUUCAUCCUGGUAUGGCAAUUCCAAGGAACCUUUUGGAAAAUGUAAUUUUAUUAAUACUAAACACUAAUCCUUGUAUUGCACUUUCCAUUUCCUUGCAGAGUCUGGUCUCUGAGAAAGUGUAGAGUCUGAAAAAAAGUUUAAGCUGAUUUUAAAAUGUUCGACCUCAGGCAAUUAUGAGUCCGUACUUUGGACUCGCACCUCUUACCAGUUCUGCAUGAUGAGAAACAUGAGAGGCACACUCAAGCUCCCAAAAUUUAAGUACCUCUCUUAGAUACCUAAGGUAGGACUUCAGGCUCUCAAGAGGGAAAUACGAGGCAGGAACGUGCUUAGGAUCUCUGAAGGUGCGUGCGUGUGCGUGUCUCUCUAAGGAGUUCGAGGUAUUUCUGUGUUUCUGUUUUCAUUUUAUCAGGAACGUGCUUUUGAAGCCAGGCUCCUGCCUGCUGCCACUCACCGUGCUAGUCUUCAUAUCACAGAGCUGUCUUUAAGCACACGAACUGGGUUUUUAGGAUGAAACUAAAUAAGCAUCACACCUAUAUGAGUUCCAGGUCCUGAUGGGCUUUCAGACCAUGUGGCCAUUUCAGAAAUGAGUCCAGAGGAAAGAAAACCCCUCUGAGAUGCUAACAGCGAGGCUGCCAGCUCCUGGUGCCAGCUGGUUCUGUCUCUGCAGCGGCUGCUGCUCGUGCACCGUGGGUGCUUGAAGGACCGUGGAAAGCUGAGCUUCACAGCGUAGCCCGCCAGAGCUUAGCGCCUGAAGAGGGAUGCUGUGCUGCGGCGAGGGGCAGGAUGAAGCUGAAGAAGGCUGAUGGGUGCCCAGGGCAGGUUAUUCUGCAACACCUUUUUCCCUCACCACACCGGGACAGUAUUGACUGCAGGCAGGCUGCCCCAUGCUGGUCAGCCCCCUCCCUGCUGCAUCUUUCUCCCAUCUACAGCAAAUACACACCUGAAUAUUUGCUCUGAGGUCCCCAAGCACAAUUCCCCGUCUCCUCACCCCGUUGCUCAGACAAAUGGCUAACCUGUAGUCUCAGCUACAUAACAGAGCCUCUAAACCUCGUAUGCAGUCAGGGGACAGCAUUAAGGAUUACGGCAAGGGCGUCCGUGUACCAGUAAGAGUGCCUGAGUGUGUGAGUAACAGUCAGGUUAAAGCAAAUAAAGUCACAUCUGAGCUUAAGAGCUUUCCUGUCUUGGAGAGUUCUUAAGUGCAAUUUUAGUAUUUCCUGGAAUAAGGUCUUUAAUGUCAGCACAUUUCUACUUGCUUGGCUCAAUUUUCAGGAAGUUUAGCAGAGAUAGUGGUUCACAUUCUCUUGGAAUCGUAGAGAAAAGCAUAGGGAUACUGGAAUAAAAAGAGAUUUCUGUUUGGAUUCUGUAUAUUAUUACAGUAUAUUACAUAAUCUAGUAAAAAAGAAAAAAAUGGAACAAUGUAAAACUAAACGAUUUCAUUUACAUAACCUAGUCAGUUUUCACUAUGGUAUACAUGCCUUCCACUUUCAGCAACUUUCUCCACAAGAAUCCCAACUAUAUAUUAUAGAAAUUCUUUUAUUAUUCAGUAUAUACUAAUAUAUAAUGCAUAGUGUGUGUGUGUGUGUGUGUGUAUGUAUAUAUUAGUAUAUACUAAUGGAAGAUAUUCAGUAUAUAUAUUAAUGGAAGUUACAUAUUAGGCACAAGUAUAAAACAGAAGCAUAAAUCCGUGAAGCUUUACAUUUAAAAACUUAUACUACUAUAAAGAAAAAUAUGUAUAUUAGUUGAAGAAAUGGCUAUUUUUGCAGAAUAUGCACAAUCUGGAUACACGAUAAUAAAUUGAUAAACAUUAACCAAUUUACUAUUUCAUACCUCCAGGAACUUUGGGUUUUUAAUUAUUCUUAUCCCUCUAGCAUAUUUGCAAUAUAUGUCAUAAGUUUUAAUUUGUUAUGGAUAAAAAUGACUGAAAAAAUGUAAUAGAAAGUGCUAUAUAUUUUAUAAAUAUUAAAAAUUUAAGAAAAAACUUAAAAUUAUUUAUUUAAAUUUUAGUUAUGGUUUUG